AUGACAAAGGCAAGAGCUUCGAGAGGUCAUACCGUCAAGCCAGAGCCUGGCAAUCAUCAGAAUACUUCUCCUACACCUUCCCUCACCAACACCUACAACGGCUCCCAAGAGGCUAACAGAAAUCAAUCCCGCUCUUACCAUGCUGGGCCUGCGGAUGUCAAUCAAUCAUUCUUGAGAUCAGACGCCCCCACGCCUUCUAUCGCCCCUCACGGCGCUUACACUGCCCCCCAAACUGUCCGCAGUGCGCUUACGAACCCAACUUUUGACGAAAGUGAACCUGUUCUGCUCCAAGUCAGAAACAGAGACAUGGAUCCGCCCGUGAUCCCCAUGCAGAGCGAUUCAUUUCUCGAUGGCUCCUUCCGGGACAUAGGCGCCAAGGUCAAGAUCUUCAACGAUACUCUCGGUGAGCUACAGCAGCUUGGCGUCUCCCACGAUGUCGCACUUCCUCAGCUCGUCCUAGUCGGCGAUCAGUCUGCCGGAAAAUCGAGCUUGAUGUCUGGUCUUGCCGGACUCAACCUCCCUCGCAGCGAAGGCGUCUGUACUCGUUGCCCCGUCCACAUUCGCGUUUCCCGGAGUGGCCCUCGCGACCGUGGCGGUCCUCAGUGGUCUUGCCGUGUCUCUCUUCAGCAGGACUACGCCUUCAAGCCUCCCAAUCACUUCCUCACGAAGGCCGACGUCACCCCGGAGAACCCGUUCCCACCAUGGGUGAAGCAGGCGCGAGUGGUCAAGGAAUUCAUGACGAUUUACGAUCAAUCCGACAUCGAUACCGUGUUGAAGUGGGCUCAGAUCGCAAUCCUCAACCAUGAUCAAAACCACGAGCUGUACGUUCCCGGAUCAGGCGCCAUCACUAAGCAGUUCUUGUUGGACGACGAGGCCGAGAGAACUCUCGCCAAGUUCAGCCCCAACACGGUCGCCUUGGAGAUCAAAGGCCCGGACCUGCCUGAUCUAUCUUUCUACGACAUGCCUGGCAUUUUCCGCAACGCGGCACGCGAGGAAGAUGAAUAUCUUGUGUCGGUGGUAGAGAACCUGGCACGCGAGUACAUUUCCCAUUCUGAAGCCCUCAUCAUCUGGGCUGUGCCAAUGAACGUCGACCCGGAGACGUCCUCGACUCUGUCAAUCAUUCGUGUUCUCCAGGCUCAGCAACGGACAAUUGGAGUCAUGACAAAGGCUGAUCUUCUCCCUGAAGGCAACAAUAGUCAGUGGCUGUCAAUGCUCCGUGGCGAGGCGCACAAGAUCGGUCAUGAAUUCUUCAUCACGUCAAGGCCGUCGAACCAGAAGCUCGACGAGCAGCAGAGAUGGGAGGAGGGAUUCUUCCACCAAGAUGCUAGUGAACGCUGGCCAGAGGAGUUUCAUCCAUUCCGCGAGCGAUGUGGCGUGGAGAAACUCAAGAUCGCUCUUUCGGAGAAGUUGGGCAAGGAAUUCGCCAAGAACCUGCCCUCAAUCAAGCACAAGGUGCAAAGCAGACUCAGUGAGAUCGAAGCUGAGCUCAGCACGCUACCCGAGUUGCCCAAUAAUGUUGAGUUGGAAGUUCGGAAGAGCUUGAUGGCGUUCUCCUCCACUGUCAAGGAGACUCUUCGUGGUAGAAAGUUUUCCUCUAACUACGGAUCUCUUUCGGACAGCUUCCGCGACUGUAUACUUCAGAUGAAGCCCAAGUUCAUACUGAAGGACAAGUCCGACAUUCCUGUUCUUGAAAUCUCUGAUGACGAGGACGACAGUUCGUAUGUUACCCCCUCCAACAGAAAGCGUGGCGGCUACGCCCAUCAACAAUCAGCCGCCAAACGAGCCCGACCAACCGUCAAUGCCAGUAGCUCCUUCUCGGCUGCCAUCAAGACAGAAGACAGUGGUCCGGCGCCAUCGACACCUUCUCGCAGAGGACCACCCCAGCCAAUGCCUCUGGCCCCGCCGUUCCAACGGUACGCUAACCAUGGCGCUGGAUUUCGGACACUGGCGCAGAUUCGCGAAGACAUCAAGGCCAAGACCAAGGCAGGCAUGCCUAGUAUUGUGCCUGACGAGGUCUAUGAAGAUCUAUGCAAGCAAGCCGUAAAGGCCUGGAACCAGCCCAUGGAAACCUUCCUGCAAGAGACUAUGAAUGUUCUCCAACGAAUCGUCGACUACGCCCUGAGCCAGGCUUUUGGUACUCUAAUGAAGCGAUUGAUCUUCAAGAAGUCAACCAACCUUAUGAACGAGUUCCUGAGAGAGCGUCGUAGCGAGGCAAUGUCUUUUCUCAAGGACAUCUACGACAUGGAGACGUUCCAGCUCUUCACAGUCAAUCAAAAGGCGUUCCAAGAUUAUGAACGCUCUGAGAGUCGGGUACUCACGCGUUACCGCCACGUUAUGCGCUGGCAGGCAUUCUCGGGAGAUUCCUACGAGUUCCACGAUUGGGACCAUAUGACGCCAGAGCAGCGCAUGAACGAGGAGCGGAAGCAUAACGUCGAACUUGGAAAGAUGGGCCCAGACACCUUUGAUAAGGAACUGAGGGUGGCAGCCUACGUCCGAGGUUACUACAUGUUGUCUGCUCUCCGCUUCGCCGACACGGUCUGUCUGUCGGUCACGUCCCGCAUGAUGCCGAAGAUCGUUCAGGAUCUCGACUUCUUCCUCGAGAACAAUCUCGGUCUCAUCGGUGGCCGUGACGAGACUGUAUUUGCCCGCCUGAUGGAAGAGGAUGAAGCGACCGCGCGCAAGAGGGAGAGACUGAAGAACGAGCUGGAGAAGUUUAAGAAGGCUCUCGACUCGAUCACGACCAACGAGUUGGAGGGCGCUUUUGGGUCGUCUUCGCAGGGUAGAGACGCAUUCGAGGCUUACGGCGAGUCUUUUGCCGAGACCAUGGAUUUGGACGGAGGAUGUUGA
Colletotrichum fioriniae is the source of this 2847-nucleotide messenger RNA. RefSeq lists its product as uncharacterized. The record is from RefSeq and is a predicted model, not a curated record. Lineage: Eukaryota; Fungi; Ascomycota; Sordariomycetes; Glomerellales; Glomerellaceae. Gene Ontology annotation, cellular component: membrane; cytoplasm; microtubule. Gene Ontology annotation, molecular function: GTP binding; microtubule binding; GTPase activity.